AUGUUUCUAGCUACACGGAUUGCUCAACCUUGCAUGGUGAGCCGCACGGCGGCCAUGGCAGCUCGGUCGCUGUCCACCAAGUCCGCUGCUCGUUCGGCACCGCUUGCCACACGUUCGCCCGUCAUGCAACAGGUUCGUCUUAUGCGCCACACGCGCUUCCAACGACCUCAGCCACGCUCCCCUGCGUACGCCGAGACCGGCUCUGAAUACCAGAGCUCGUACGGACCCAGCUCAUUUGCAUCGCAGGGCGGCUGGACGCGCGCUCUCACGAGUGUGGGUAUCGUAGCAGGUACGGCUAUUGGCCUGAACCUGUUCUUCAAUCGCGAGACGCGCGGUGCACUGAGCGUAUACGAAUCCCAAUACCUCAACUCGACGUUCACGUACCUCGGCACAGGCCUGACCAUAACGGGCCUUGCCGCGUACGGUCUUCACCGCUUUGGCUACUCCGCUCGCAUCAUGAUGGCGAACCCAUGGCUUGUGCUGGGUGUCGGUCUCGUUGCAUCGAUCGGUGGCAUGAUGGGUGCACAGGCCUUGCCCCCGAACCACCCUGCCAAGGUCCCGUGCUGGCUCUUGUUUAACCUAAGCCAGGCUGCAGUCCUCUCGCCCCUCAUGUUCCUGAACCCGGCCGUCCUCACGCGUGCGGGUCUCUACACGGCUGGCCUGAUGGGCAGCCUGUGCUACGUGGGCGCGACAGCCAAGGAGAAUCAGUACCUAUUUCUUGGCGGCCCUCUGCUCGCCGGUGUGACGAUCGUGGCCCUGUCGUCGCUUGCGCCACUGGUCCUGCCCAUGCGCUUUGCUCGCACCCUAGCUGCCACGGAAGCCAUUUGCUUGUACGGUGGUCUAGCUGUGUUUGGUGGCUUUGUGCUAUGGGACACGCAAAAGAUUCUGCACCGUGCUCGUUUGGCGACGGCCGGUUUGAUCCCGGCUGAUCCGCUGCGCGAAAGCAUCGGUCUCGAGCUGGACUUUAUUAACAUCUUUACGCGCAUCGUGCAGAUCCUUGCUCUGCGUGACCAGCGCCGUCGUUAA
Malassezia restricta is the source of this 1026-nucleotide messenger RNA. Its product is annotated as growth hormone-inducible transmembrane protein. Bases 1 to 1026 code for a protein of 341 amino acids. The transcript has a single exon. Gene Ontology annotation, cellular component: mitochondrial inner membrane. NCBI's taxonomy places the organism in Eukaryota, Fungi, Basidiomycota, Malasseziomycetes, Malasseziales, Malasseziaceae. The record is from RefSeq and is a predicted model, not a curated record.